Messenger RNA from Selaginella moellendorffii, 868 nucleotides. RefSeq lists its product as uncharacterized. The transcript has 2 exons. The record is from RefSeq and is a predicted model, not a curated record. NCBI's taxonomy places the organism in Eukaryota, Viridiplantae, Streptophyta, Lycopodiopsida, Selaginellales, Selaginellaceae. Bases 19 to 768 code for a protein of 249 amino acids.
UCCCUCUUCUCCUCGAAAAUGGCCGCUUCGAAAUCCCGCUUGCUGGCUUGUUUGAUCCUCUUGACACUGGCAGCAGCAUCUCUGGCCGAGGCUGCCAGUCCCAGGCACCGGAAGAUCGCCCACAAAUUCCACCGAAAGAAGAAGCAUCAGCUCUCGAGCGGUCAGACUCCAAGCCGGAGUGCAACGCCUGUGACAAGAACACUCGUCGGCCACGUUGUGUGGUACGACUGCUGGGGCCAAAGCCUGUCAUUCCUGCCUGGAAUGACCGCGGUGGUGGAAUGUAAAAACAGGGAUGGGCUUCUGGUAUUCAAUGCGCUACGUACCAGCGAUGAGAACGGAGCCUUCAUGGUGGAUUUGCCCAGUAACAAGCUCCUUGUCAAGUGUUUUGCCAAAGUUGCGACAGAUCAUCACCACCGAGUGAAGCAGCACGCCGUCUCAGUCUCCCUCGAGGAUAAAUCUGAUUACCGGCAUCGAAGAAACGGAGGCAACCAGCAGCUGGUGUAUACCAUCGGUCCUGUCGUCUACAGAAAACCAGAAGUAAAACAUCAGCAAAACGGAGGAUUCAUAAGCCGCUUACUAGAUCAAGUUGGUGAGGGUGCUGCUGCGGGAGCUGGAAGUGCUGGCGGUGGAGCGACUUGGAGCUGGCUUCCAAAGUUUCUCGGUCGCUCGACAACAGCCAGGAGCAGUUCCUGUGCCUGUUCUAGCUUCCGCUCCGAAACCGGUGGCAUAAAGAGAGGGUGUGCUGCCUUGAACAGAUCGAAAGUUUGAUUAGUAACUUGUACAAAGCUGGGACACUCUACGAGUUAUCCGGUUGCUCUACAUCUCCUCCUCUGUUUUGUUCCUUUAGAGAAUGCGUGUGCUUGCUCUA